AUGUCUGCUCUGACUAGCCUCAAUAUUACAUCCUCACAUUUCUUCCUCACUGGCUUACCAGGACUCAAACAAUCAUAUGCCUGGAUCUCUCUCCCCUUCUUUUCCAUCUAUACCAUGGUUCUCUUGGGUAAUUGCAUGAUCCUUCAUGUAAUCCGGACUGAACCUAGUCUGCAUGAGCCCAUGUUCUAUUUCCUGGCUAUGCUGGCCCUCACUGAUCUGUGCAUGGGGCUGUCCACUGUGCACACAGUAUUGGGCAUCCUGUGGGGGCUCAUUCAAGAGAUUAGCCUUGAUGCCUGUAUCAUCCAGACCUAUUUCAUCCAUGGGCUGUCUUUCAUGGAGUCAUCCGUACUACUUGCUAUGUCAUUUGACCGCUACAUUGCAAUCUGCAACCCACUGAGGUAUACAACAAUCCUGACCAAUACCAGGAUCAUUCAAAUUGGAGUGGCUGUUUUAGUCAGGAGUUUUCUAUUUAUCACCCCUCCCAUUAUCCGCCUAAAGUUUUUUGAUUACUGCCGCCCCCACAUUCUUUCCCACUCCUUCUGUCUGCACCAGGACCUUCUGCGAUUGGCUUGUUCUGAAGUCCAUUUCAAUAGUUUCUAUGCCCUGGCCCUGGUGAUCUGCACUCUAUUGUUAGACUCUCUGCUAAUCCUUAUCUCUUACAUCCUGAUUCUGCACUCUGUCUUGGCUAUUGCAUCCCGAGAGGAGAGGCUAAAGUCCUUCCAAACCUGUGUCUCCCACAUCUGUGCUGUCCUGGUCUUCUACAUACCUAUCAUUGGUCUGACCAUGGUACACCGCUUUGGGAAGCACCUCUCUCCAGUGGUAUAUGUCCUCAUGGGCAACAUCUACAUUCUCUUCCCACCGCUGAUGAACCCCAUCAUCUAUAGUGUCAAGACCCAGCAGAUCCGUAGCAGAAUCCAAAGGUGGUUUUCUCUGAAAGAAAACUAA
Molecule: messenger RNA, 945 nt
Organism: Vombatus ursinus (common wombat)
Lineage: Eukaryota; Metazoa; Chordata; Mammalia; Diprotodontia; Vombatidae
Product: olfactory receptor 51V1-like
Exons: 1
Coding region: 1-945 (314 amino acids)
Biological process (GO): G protein-coupled receptor signaling pathway
Cellular component (GO): membrane
Molecular function (GO): G protein-coupled receptor activity; olfactory receptor activity
Source: RefSeq, a predicted model, not a curated record